AUGAAAGCCUGUUCUAGGCGUUUUCGGGAGUCACUUCCGAAAACCAUCAUUGUCGUAGCCCCUCUCUGUGACUUGGUUGCAUCUAUUUUAGGGAUGCUUAAAGUCGCCUUUGUGAAGAAACUGGCUGUGUCAGGCACGUGUCUUCGUCUGCUCUCAUCCCUAGGACAACACGAAAGCGUGAUCGUCUCUCGGAGGGGUCGAGAUUGUCAAAUUGGCCUUGUUCAGCUUAAUAAACCCGAAUCCCAUAAUGCCCUCUCGCCCAAUCUGAUUGACCAAUUAGCGUCCAGUGUUGAGGAACUUGACGCCGAUGCCUCCAUUCGCUGUCUUGUCCUGACGGGCAGUGAAAAGGUCUUCUCUGUCGGCGCUGAUGUGAAGCAUUUAGCUAGCUUGGAGCCUUCCGACGUGGCAACAGAGGAUGUACUGCACAAGUGGGAUGUCCUUGCGUCCGUCAAGAAGCCCUUGAUCGCCGUGGUAAACGGUCCAGCCUUGGGUGGAGGCUGCGAGUUGGCAAUGAUGUGUGACGUAAUCUACGCGGGAGAGAACGCUCGCUUCGGUCAGCCAGAAAUUAAACUGGCCACGAUCCCAGGCGUCGGCGGUACACAACGACUAAUCCGUGCAAUUGGAAAGUCGCGCGCAAUGGAGAUUAUCCUUUCAGGUGAAUCAAUCUCGGCCAAGAAGGCAUACGAAUUCGGUUUGGUGAGUUGCAUCCAUCCGGUAUCAGAGGUUUUGGAGAAGGCGAUUAGUCUGGCAGAGCGAAUCUCCGUCCACUCCCUACCCGCGCUGAUUACUGUCAAGGCGGCGGUCAAUUCAGGUAGGCGGCGUUGCUAUGGGCCAAUCGAUAAGCUCCACGCUGCAAUUGUCUCGCUUCAUCGAAUCAAUGAGUUGCGUUGGCACCCUCUGAUUUUGAAUAUCGAUUUAAGUAAGAGAUUAGGAGUCUCACUUGCAGUCAAUGGCCAUACUCUAUAUAUUUUCGGCGGUUGCACACCGGAACUUACUGCAAUGAACGACCUCAUUACUCUUGAUCUUCUUACCUUGAAGUGGAUGCGCGUCGCUACUCAAGGUAAUGUAAUGCUUUUUUCGCUAUCUCGUUGUGCUCUGAUUACUGCUUCCCUUUACAUUGAAGUAAUUAUGUGGUACGGAAUCUAUUUUACUUUUUUGUACUACUGUACCGUCGGAAAUCAUCGCCUGGUCUCCGUGAAUGACCUCUACAGCUUUUGCCCCAAGUCGAACACCUGGACCCUGGUGCUUCAGCACGAAAAGGGUCCUCCCUUGUCGAAGUACUGUAACGGCGUUUUCCUGCCGCCCGUGGACACCGAAUCGGACACCUAUCCUCCCCUCCUGGUGCUCUCUGAUGGCUCGAAUGAGCGAGUCUAUCCGUAUGCCCUUCUGCCGGAGACGGGCCGCUGGUUCCCCAUUCCGCCGUGUCCCCACCGCGCCCCCCCAGCCGGCGGCCCCGCUGGCCACCGGGGUCCGUCCCCCUAUCGACCGGCGAUGUGCGCGCUGGGCCAAAAGCAGGUCCUUGUGGUGUGUCGCGGUGUCACACAACCCAGUGUCUGGAUUCUCAGCCGUAGCGACCGCCGGCCUAAUCAAGUGAGCCUCACAGUGUCGUGGACGUGGACCCAAGUGCGGAUGCAGCCUCCCAGUGUCGCAUCGGCCGUCCCACCGGCCGAUGUCCACCACUCCGUGGCCGUCCCUCUGCCUAGCCUUCGUCCCCAGGCCUGGCCAACCGUGCUGUUUGUGAGCACGAUGGGGUCUUCUGUGGUCCGGACACAACUGAACCGCAAUCGGCGGUCCAGGAUGAAUCGCCGCCCGAGUCGUAUCGGGGGCCCCGUUCUCCGUUCUCCCUCCGCCUCCUCCUCUUCCCCUAGGGGUCCUCCUUUUCCGCCACCGACACCCAACCCCCUCAUAAAGGUGUUUGUUGAGCUUCCCGGCCAGCCACUCAGUGGUGCCAUUGUCCGACGGGUCCCCUCUGAGGGUGUCGCUCCGCCUCCAUCGAUUUCGUCAACUUCGGCCAAAUUGCAGUCCCCUGACAUCAGCGAGGGCGGUUUCGUCGGUGCCAACUCCUCCGCGUCUGAACGAUUGUUGGCCGCGUACGCCCUCUGUCUGCUGCCAGCAGGCGAUGAACCAACAGCUGUCGUCGGACAUUGGAGCGGUCCUUCUGCCAACUCCCCAGUUCCCAACUACUUCCCACGAGAGCAUCGCUACUUCUCCUGUGUCUACGCGCUCGGCUCUCUCCUCGUCCUGGGUGGCAAAUCGGUAGACCCGUUGGACACCGACGACCAGAGAACCUUCCAGAUGUGGGCUGUUCAUGGGAAGAACCUCGUUUGUGGCUUUGCCGAGCACAUCUAG
Messenger RNA from Mesocestoides corti, 2349 nucleotides. Lineage: Eukaryota; Metazoa; Platyhelminthes; Cestoda; Cyclophyllidea; Mesocestoididae. The record is from the annotation of a GenBank genome assembly.